AUGAGUUAUUCUAGAGAGAGAGUAGCAAUGUCAGUUUCAGGAGUUAACUCCGAUAUUUAUAACCAAAGAUCAUACAAUUAUACAAAUAGUUCUUAUUACACUUCUGAUUUAGGAUUGUCCACUAUUUCUUCGUCUACAGGCACAGUUCGUCCUCUCAAGAAUACCAAAAAUUACUUAAAAGAUAUUGAAUGUAAGUUCAACUAAGAUCCUGACCCUCGUGCAGAUUUGCAAUUGUUAAGCAGAUAUAAAAAUAAUUCUAAUAACGUUCAUUACACUGGAACUAUGAAAAUAGAAAAAGAUAUAAAAGAUGAUGAAGUCCCUUAAAUAUUUAGAAAAAUGUAGCCUGCUAAUGGCCAAGAAGCUAUCUAGUAAAGAACGCAAAUUUUCUAAAGUUCUCCAGUGAAAAAAAAUAUCAUUAUGAGUUAGCAAAUUGCCUAAGACUAGCAGCAAAAUUAGUUUAAGAUUCUUAACUAUAAUUAUGAAAACAACUCACAAAUCAAAGAAGAGCCUAAGAAAGGAUUUUUUGAAAAGCUGUUUUCUUUUGCAGAAACAAAUGAAAAUAAAUCUAAUUAGUAAAUUAAGAUGAAAAAUUACAGAUAGCCCCAAAAUAUAUAAAAUAUGAAUGAUGUAGAGUCUUCUUUGGUUAACUUAAGACAAGAUAUGAUAAAUAAUAUAAAUAACUAAAACGUCUAAUUUAAUUUUACUUUCUAAAUGAAGUAAUAAUUAUCAAUAGCUAUCGACUUAACUGAUCGUGUUCUUAGAGAAUAAUCUACACCAAUACUGAAUCAAAUUCUCAAAUCAAUAAAUAGAGCCAGAUAUUAAGCUAAGCAGCAGCUUUACACUUCAGAGCAAUAAUUGAUGGAAACGUUUUAUGAAAAUUUAGAGUUUCUCACUUAAUAAAAAAUUCUUAAACUAAAAGUACAUCAUUUGCCAACACAGGAGUAAGACUAUGAAGAAAGGUAAAUGUUUUAUCAGCAAGCUUCUUAGUACAUCCUAAAUAGUAAAGGUUAUUAUCCCACAAAAUAGCAGUUAGAUUAUUUCUUCGAAGAAAUUAAACAUCUAAAAGUCAAUAAUUCAGAAUGGAUGGAUUUCCUAUCAAAAAGAAUCUGA
Messenger RNA from Tetrahymena thermophila SB210, 1110 nucleotides. RefSeq lists its product as hypothetical. The record is from RefSeq and is a predicted model, not a curated record. The transcript has a single exon. NCBI's taxonomy places the organism in Eukaryota, Ciliophora, Oligohymenophorea, Hymenostomatida, Tetrahymenidae.